Hirsutella rhossiliensis is the source of this 501-nucleotide messenger RNA. RefSeq names its product o-methyltransferase domain-containing protein. The transcript is spliced from 6 exons. NCBI's taxonomy places the organism in Eukaryota, Fungi, Ascomycota, Sordariomycetes, Hypocreales, Ophiocordycipitaceae. The coding region runs from base 1 to 501 and encodes 166 amino acids. Gene Ontology annotation, molecular function: O-methyltransferase activity; S-adenosylmethionine-dependent methyltransferase activity. The record is from RefSeq and is a predicted model, not a curated record.
AUGUUGUCAAGCGUCUUACCGUUCACACCCGAGAUGGCGGUGGAGGUGACCAACUACUGCACUGAGCAUUCGAAGAAGGUCACAGAGCAAAUGGAUGAACUCUGGGACUGGACUUGCCAAAAUUUUGCCGACGCCGACAAGAUGUCUUCGCCAUUGCAAGGAGCAACAAUGACGUUUCUGGCAGAGUUUGUGAGAGCUCGUCGCAUUCUUGAAAUAGGUUGCUAUACAGGUUACAGCGCCUUGGCCUGGUACGAAGGCACUAGAAAAACUAAUGCAGAGAUCAUCUCGCUGGAGGCCGACCCGAAGAUGAUUGCAGCCUCGCGCAACACAUUUGACAAAUACAAGAAGCUGAGCGGCCAGUUUGACAUUAUUUUUGUUGAUGCAAACAAGGAGGGCUACCAAAAUUAUGUACAAUAUAUUUUGGAUCAUAAGUUGUUAGCCCCUGAAGGGUUGAUCAUGUGUGACAAUGUCUUUGCUAGGGGCACUUCGAGGCUUUUGUGA